GGGCGUGGCUCAGUCGGUCAGUGGUGUGCGCGGGCGAGGUGUGUGGUUGUCGCAUUGGUUUUAUCCAUUCUAUCGUAAUUUGCGUUUUUAACUUUGUUUUAGAAGUUUUACUUCACGAUGACGACUGAAACCGAGACCAAGCCUGUGGAGCAGACUGAGGAGAAGAAAGAGGAGGUGAAGGAGGAAGUGAAGAAAGAAGAAGCCGAAACGAAUAACGCUGAAGAGAAGGCGGACGACAAAGCGGAGAAGGCUGACAAAGAAAAGAAGGAAGAGGAGAAGAAGGAUGUUAAAGCCAAAAAGGAGCCGGCCGCCCCUAAGCCUGCCGUACACAAGCUGGACUUUAACAAGGACGUGGUGUAUCUCUACCAGUUCACACGCACGCCCGUCCUGCCCUCGCUCAGCCCUUACUGCCUGAAGGUGGAGACCUGGCUGAGGAUCGCAGAUCUCAAAUACGAGAAUGUGGACCACAAAAUGAAGUACAAGAGCAAGAAGGGUCAGUUGCCCUUCGUGGAGGUGAACGGAGAGGAGAUCGCCGACUCUGCCAUCAUCAUCAAGGAGCUGGGCACCCGGUACAACAAAGAUCUGGACGCCAGCCUCACCGCGGAGCAGCGCAACGUCGCCCACGCCACUAUCUCCAUGAUCGAGAACCACUUCGCCUGGGUCGUGAAGUCUUUCAUCUACAACAACUCGGAUAGUUUCACUGAAGACUUUAAGUUGAACCUGAAGAACAUGUAUAUGGUCCAGCGAGCUCUUCCUGCAAUCAUCGAUAACUUCCUCUUUAAGCGUAAACUGAAAGCGGCUGCCAAGAAAGUACGUGCACAUGGCAUUGGUGUCCACAAACCUGAGGAGAUUGAAGAAUUUGGGCACAAUGACCUGAUGGUCCUCUCUGAUCUCUUAGGAGACAAACCUUUCUUCUUUGGAGAUGAUCCCACUACGCUCGAUGUAGUUGCAUUCGCCAACCUUGCCCAAGUUGCAUUCAUGGACAAGGAAGUCAGUUACUCUCUCCGUGACUGGAUGACUGAAAAUUGUGCCAACUUGGUAGAGUUCUGUAACCGUGUCAAGGAGCGUGCCUUCCCUGAUUGGGAAGAAAUGUGUACUACCCUGGACUUGAACUCUCACCUACCCAAGCCUCCCCCUACUGAGGAGAAGGCUGAAGAGCCAGCAACUGAGAAGGAGGAGAAGACAAAGGAGGAGGAGAAGAAAGAUGAAAAGGAGAAGGAUGAUACUGAAAAGGAGAAGGCUCAAAAGGAUGAGAAAGAAGGAGAGAAGGAAGACAAUAAGAAGACGGAGGAAAAGGAGAAAGAAGAGGAGAAAAAGUAAAUUGAUUAUUCAAAGUUGUUGAAAUAAGUGGAGAACCAAAUCUAUUUGUAAUAUAUGUGAUAAAUGUUGUUUGAAAGGCUUUUUUUGCUUGAUACACUUUGUAUAGAUCUUCUUGUUAGCGUGGAACACAAGCACCUCCCCGUGCCGAUUUAGCCGUUAACGUUUUGGUAGCCACUAUCAGAAAUAAGCUCGUUCAUACCUUCAUUGUUUGUGGGAGAGUUCAAACAGUAAGGCCUGAAGCAUUUUGGAGGGACAAGGGUGGUCUUGGCUGGCAUAUUCCCAGUCAGGCCUGUAUAUUAUAGUGUUGGUUGGGCUUUCAUGUUGUAGAGCGCAGAUUGGUCCCAUUUUGCCAGAAAUUUCCUCUCCCUUGCUGUUAGAACUGGUACCAAUUCUUUGUAGAAUUCUUUGCUCUUGAUAAGUGUGUUGUAGAUCACUACUAAAUGAUUCCUUUUCACUGAAGGUAAUGACAAGAUUUGUAUUCAGACUGAAAUUCUUCAGAGAUCAAGUUGAAGGUUUGAGCUGGUUGAGUCAUAAUCUGUGUGGCUUAUAUAGCUUGUAGAUUUAUUCCAUAUGAUUUUUAGUUAAGUAAAGUUUUAAGAGCAGUAUUAUUCAUGGAAAAUGAGUUUGCUACUUUUAAUACCAUGACAAUGAAAUUUCUUAAUUUUCAUUCUUUUUUAUGACUUUUGUACUAUUAGUUUGUACAUUACUAGCUUUUAAUAUGGCAACUAGAACAUUAUGAUAGUUUAUACAUAUGAAGUUAUUUUGUAAUAAGGAAAUACUCAUUUUAUAGGUUCUCUUUGAUACCAGAGGGAAAACUCCCCACCGCUUCUUGUGAUAGGAAUGCUCAUGCUAAGCGGGUGGUCUGUCUGGGGUUUUUGGUCUGAAUCACUGCCUGGCUGCUAGUGGAGGGUUGGGCAAGUACACCAUUCCAUUUGGUAGUUCAUUUAAAGAGGGUCAGGAAAGCUUCAUCUUGCAACUGACUACUUAAGGAGAUUUAUAGUUGAGGGUUGGAAGCAUGUUACAUACCUAUGACAAGAACCUGAGACAGCCCCUUCUUGGACACCCCAAAAUCUGAUGGAUCCAAAGACAGCUUCACGGCACCACAGUAGUCACUAGGGACCAGAGUGCCGCACAAUCAAAAUUAUAGUAAGGCACAAGGACUUGUCUGCUAAGAAACUCAGUGCUGAGAACAGAAUAUACAUGCUAGUUCUAAGGGAUUAAGAAUUUUUUACUAAAAGGCAUUGCACAGUAUUUUCGGUCGAUAAUUGUGCUGUGAUAACAAGAACACCAGUUUUCUAAGAAGUGCUAAAUAGAAGUAAGCCAUUCGUACAAUGAAGUUUAUAGCCUUGUGCUUAGUCCAAAUUGUAAGAAUGAUUUAUGCUCCAAUUGCUAAUGUUGGCCCUAGAAAUCUUGCUAGACCCUUCAAAGUGUAUGAUAUCAUGUUCGUACCCUAGCUUUUGUACACUUGGUACCUUAAGGCUUCAGCAUUGGUGUAGUAGGCAAUAUAACUGGCAUUUCUAUAAUAGGCACAUACACCACAGUUAUCAUGUAUACACAGACGUAUUUAUGUUCCUCAAUAAAUGUAUCCUUUUAGGAAUAUUUAACCUCAUUCCUGCACCCUGAUCCAAGGGGGGAUGUGCAGUGGUGUACCCUCGCUGGUUUUACUACAUUCAGUCAUUUUUUGGUUAUUUGUAAUUUACCAUUUUUUUUUUGUCUGUUGUGGAGACUUGAGCUUGGCAAUGUUGCAAAAUGACCACAGUAAUGGAGAGUGUAAGGGGGUGACUGACGGGGAUGGAAUGUUAGAUUGUGCAGGACUGGAGUGCCAAGGAAUGAGCGAGCUUGUUGGAAAUCCGAUACUAAGUGUGAAAUGACUGCUUAACUUCCCAUGUAAUUGACACUAAAGUGAUUAUGAAUUUUAAGUUAGUGUUAUUUGCUCAGCUAUUCAUUCUUGUGGGGAAGGCUAUAUCCUACUGGUAUCUAAUACAUGACCUGUGUUCUAUAUUAGAGGCCAAGAUGUGGGUCAUGUGUUAUGAUCAGGCCUGGAGAGGGAGUGGCUUAUACUUCAUAUUGCUGUCUGAAUGUGUGUCCAUCCAUAUAGCACGUGCCUAUAUGAAUGUCACAUAACCAAGGGAAUAAUAAGGUCAAUAAAGUACUAGUGAUAUAA
This is a messenger RNA of Portunus trituberculatus (swimming crab), 3484 nucleotides long. It is a transcript of the gene fax, whose product is annotated as failed axon connections-like. NCBI's taxonomy places the organism in Eukaryota, Metazoa, Arthropoda, Malacostraca, Decapoda, Portunidae. The transcript has 5 exons. The record is from RefSeq and is a predicted model, not a curated record. Gene Ontology annotation, cellular component: cytoplasm. Bases 118 to 1320 code for a protein of 400 amino acids.